CACACCCAGGGGACAUCCCAGGGUCUCGGUCUCUCUGCGGAGGUUCUCUUCGCGUCCGCGUCCCGUGAAGACUCCAUGGCGCCCGCCGCCGCGGCACGCGUCCCGGAGCCCGCGCGCAUGCUGCUGCUGCUUCUGGCGCACGUGGCGUCCUCGGUCCCCUCGGGCUGCCCCGAGCGCUGCGUGUGCGACGACCAGCACGUGGUCCAGUGCGCCGAGCGAGGUCUGCGCGCGUUCCCGACGGGGCUCCCGCUCGCCACCCGCCAGCUCAUCCUGUCCAACAACCGCAUCUCCGAGCUCCCCGCGCUCGAGCUCAACUACCUGUCCGACCUCACCUACCUGGACUGCAGCAACAACUCCCUCACGCGCAUCUCCGAGUCCACGUUCGGCAACCUGAGAAAGCUGGCGUACCUGGACCUGUCCUUCAACUCCUUCUGUCAGAUAGAGGAGCAGGCGUUCGGCGCGCUGGAGAGCCUGGUGAUGCUGAGACUGACGGAUAACCCCGGGCUCUCGGACUUUCACCCUCGGGCUUUCUCGCACGCCAACGCUCUUCAGGUGCUGGACAUCAGCAGGAAUAACUUGAGCAGGCUUAACGUGAGCUCCCUGUCGGCUCUCGGCGCGCUCCGGUCUCUCGGGCUCAGCGGGAACCCGUGGCGCUGCGCGUGCGACGCGGAGGAGCUCUGCUCGUGGAUGCACGCGGACACCUUCAAGUUUCAAGAAGAGGGCCAGACGGUGUGCAACGGUCCACUACACUUACGAGGGCAGCGUCUCUCAGAGCUGGGCCUUUGGCUGAGAAGACAGUGCCAUCCGGGCCUGGCUCAGCAGGACUACCUGUUCUUUGUGGCCAUAGGUUUGGUCAUCUUCGGUGUAGGUACAGUGCUGGCCUGGUCAGCCGGUACAGUGAUAGUGCUCUGCCAGCGCUGCGUCAGACGGAGGAGCGACAGACCGAACACUGAGCUGAUCAGCGAGGACAUUAAAGCAGGGCAGUGUGGGUAAGGUAAGGGGAAUACCUGAGCAGCACAAUAAGGUGUAUCCGUCUGAAUCCAGUCAUCAUCUACUGCCAUACUGUACCUUCAUCUGAUCUGAUCGAGACGAAUCCUGUGCCUAUCCCACAAUCCCGUGCGUGCGACUGUCGAGCUCACAAAUAAAAUGACACCUGAAAGUUGCAGUUUGUGUGUCGAUCAAGCUCUUUGAGUUUGUGUUCAGAAGAUAAA
Molecule: messenger RNA, 1211 nt
Organism: Puntigrus tetrazona (Sumatra barb)
Lineage: Eukaryota; Metazoa; Chordata; Actinopteri; Cypriniformes; Cyprinidae
Product: leucine-rich repeat-containing protein 52
Exons: 2
Coding region: 76-993 (305 amino acids)
Cellular component (GO): voltage-gated potassium channel complex
Molecular function (GO): transmembrane transporter binding; voltage-gated potassium channel activity; potassium channel activator activity
Source: RefSeq, a predicted model, not a curated record